This is a messenger RNA of Tetrahymena thermophila SB210, 2625 nucleotides long. Its product is annotated as transmembrane protein, putative. NCBI's taxonomy places the organism in Eukaryota, Ciliophora, Oligohymenophorea, Hymenostomatida, Tetrahymenidae. The record is from RefSeq and is a predicted model, not a curated record. The transcript is spliced from 8 exons.
AUGAUAGAUUAGGGAUAGAAACCCAUGAUUGAUUAGAAUCAUUUUCAAAACUAAAUAAAUACGUUUAAUUAGAUUGAGGAUAGUGAAGAUUCUUAAUAUGCUAAUUCUGUAGCAUUUGAUAAAACAAAUUGCCCAUAAAUCGCAAAUAAUCUGCAAGCUAAACAUUUCGAUAGAGUAAUGGCAAAUCUAUAGAUCAAUCACAAUUAAGAAGAUUCCUAUAACGAAAAAUUAUCGAUAUCUCAUAAUCCUGAUAUGCUAGACUAAGACUUAACUUAAAACAAUCUUGUAUCAUUUUAUUUAAACAAAAAUAAAAAAAAUCAAAGUAUUAUAUUAAGUUAAGAAUAACUUAACUAAUAAUAAAAUUAAGAUACGUUUCGUGUAGAUUAAUCUUAAGAAAAAAUAAAAAGCUUAGGAAAUUUAGAACAGCAUAUAGAUAAAUACAUUGAUAAAAAAUAAUCCACAAAUAAAGAAAACGAUUAAAAAAUAGAUUAAGAUGAAACUUAAGGAUCUUCUAAAAUAAAUGGCAUUUGUUCUCCAAAUUUUACUCCACUUAAUUCUCCAACGCUUUGUAAUGAAAAAAGCUUGCUAUCAUAGUCAAUGCAAAAUGGCCUUUUUAGUCCACUCAAUAUGAAAGGAGAUAUUGAAAGUUUUAUAGUAUCUUAAAACUAAGAUUAAAUAAUUAUGAAUAGUGAAAAAUAAAGAAAUUCAUUUAAAUUUAACGGCAAAAGAGCUUCAUUUUUUAAAAAGAAUUAAUAUGACAAUAAUAAUGAUGAUAACUAAAAGUCAUUUCAAAACUUAAAUGUGAAACCCUUAGAUUAAAUUUAAGAAAACGGCUAAAAAAACCAUAAAAAGCACACUAGGCAAUAAGAAUUCGUUUUAAGAAGGCUAAUAAGCAACAAAAAUAAUUUUGACUAAAAUGAGUUAGAUGCUCAAAGAUCAUAAUCUUGUUAUUCGGCAGUUUCUUCUUUUAGAAGUAUCAGCAAUGUCCUUAUCCAAAAUAUAAUAGGCAAGACAAACACUAUCUUUAGUGUAGCUAUGUAGAUAUUCUCAGUAAUAUACAUUACUUUUUUUGCUUUAAUGUCGCUCAUCAUAGGAAUUAUAAUACUUUUGAAUUUAUAAUCCUUUUCAGAUGAUGUAAAGAAGGUGUAAGAGUAGUCUGGCUUUUUACCAUUAAUUGCAAACCAAACUCUAAAUUCUUUCAGCAGAUUUUAAAUGGAAAAUUUUAUUAUUUAAGAUGAUCCUUAAUAAACUCUUUAUUCUUCUUUAAUUGAAAGCUGUGAAGCAGUAAAAUAGCUAUUCUUAUAGGAAUUCAAUGAUAGAUUUUAAACUACUACCAGUACUUAUUUGAACAAUCAGGAUACCUAUUAUAAAACAGUAACAUAUCUAAAUAACUAAUAAACUUUUGAAACAAUUGAUUUCAUAGAUAUGUAAUUUAAAGUCUUAUAAAGCUCUUAAGCUAUUUGUGGUUCUGUUGGUAAAUAAAAGCUCCUGAUCUUGGUUCUAAUAGGUAGAAUGAGUUUACUAGAAGCUGAUAUAGAAAUAGAAAAGCUCAGAGUUUUUUAAGAUGCACUUUAGGAUAUUAAUUAAAAGUGGAUGAAUUUCGACUUUGUGGAAAAUAUGCUAUUUAGUCAAAACAAAAAUGAAGAAGAAGAAUCCAAUUAAUAAUAAUAAUAUUAAUAAAAUAAAUAAAAAACCUCAAAAAAUAAAUAAACCCAUAUUCAAAAUACUCUCAAUUUGAGACAAUCAUAAAGAAAAAUAAUAUCUUUAGUCAAAAAUACAAGUUUUAACUAUAUAAGAGGUAUGAUAAUAAUAGGGUUUAUAUGUCUAAGUGGGUGUGUUAUGAUAAUUGCAAAUACUUUUGAGACAGCUGAUUAGUUUAGCUUUGCAUUAUUUAUGAGUGACUAUUUAUCAAUAUCUCCUAUACUAAAUUAAAAUGAUCCACAUUUCCCUUAGGCAACAUAGUAAAUUUAUGGAAAUCCUGAUAUGUAUUAGUAGUUUUCACAAUAUUUAACAAAUAGUAAGCAAUUUUUCUAUAACAUUUUAAAUGAAAUUGAUUAGUAAAAGUAAAUAUCAUAAACUUAUAAGUCCUAAAUUAUUAACUUGCUCUAAUAGGAUGUGUGCAACAGCGUCGGGUAUAAAUAUGAUAGAAUGUGCAUAUAAAAUGCUUCUCCAACCAUUAGAUAAAUAUUAAGAUAAGGUGGUAUAGCAUUAUUUACAGAUAUUUUCUAACUAUUCAGCUCAAACGAUUCUUUAUUUAAAUUUAAAUAAGGAGAUCUGUUUGAUAUUGCUAAGUAGAACCAUGUUAACCAAUAUGUUCAUUCAUCAUAUCACCUUGAGUAUAUAACUCAUGGAUUUGAUAUAGCAGCAAACUGCUUUGAAUUGCUAAAAUAAUAUAUGAAAGAAGGGUUUUAAGAUUAUAUAGCAUCUUUUAUAAAAAUUGGUUACAUAUACUUAGCUUGUCUAUGCUUACCAUUUAUUGUUUUUUGGAUUAUUCUUUCCAUAAAAAUUUAAAAAAGAGUCAAGUAAUCAAUAGUUAAUAUUAGCUUUGGAUUAACUCUUAUUCCAUAUGAGAAACUCUAAGAAGAAAACACUAUAAUUUUUCUUAAGAAAAUUGAAAAAUAUUGA